UUUCAAUCUGUGUACAACAAUUAUACUCCUCUAAAUAUUGAAAUUAUCGGUGAUGACGAUGACAUCUUAUUUGUUUAAUAGCCACAUUUAUUCUUCUUCUUCUUCUUCUGGUGCAUUGGCAGUGGCCGAUUGGUUCAUUCAGUAACGAAGACGAGCUAAAGCUAUUGAGGCCACUUUUACAAAGAAAUCAUCUUUCGGGUUGUUUGACUUAUAGGAGAUCAGUUGCCAUUAACAUUAAGACAAAGAGUUGACAUAUAUAUAUAUAUAUAUGGAUUCUGGAGGAAAUUCCCUACCUUCUGGGGCUGAUGGGGUGAAGAGAAAAGUGAGUUAUUUCUACGACCCAGAGGUUGGCAAUUACUAUUAUGGGCAGGGUCAUCCUAUGAAGCCACAUAGAAUCAGAAUGACACAUGCUCUUCUUGCGCACUAUGGAUUGCUUCAGCACAUGCAGGUUCUCAAGCCAUUUCCUGCCAGAGAUCGGGACCUUUGCCGCUUCCAUGCUGAUGAUUAUGUAUCAUUCCUGAGGAGUAUUACACCCGAAACACAGCAGGAUCAGCUCAGGCAACUCAAGCGCUUCAAUGUUGGUGAAGAUUGCCCCGUUUUUGAUGGUCUCUACUCCUUCUGUCAAACAUAUGCUGGUGGUUCAGUUGGUGGUUCAGUCAAGUUAAAUCAUGGUCUCUGCGAUAUUGCUGUAAACUGGGCUGGGGGGCUGCAUCAUGCUAAGAAGUGCGAGGCCUCUGGAUUUUGCUAUGUGAAUGAUAUUGUCCUCGCAAUUCUGGAGCUUCUUAAACAGCACGAGGUUUGUCUAGUGUGA
This is a messenger RNA of Corylus avellana, 811 nucleotides long. The record is from RefSeq and is a predicted model, not a curated record. Lineage: Eukaryota; Viridiplantae; Streptophyta; Magnoliopsida; Fagales; Betulaceae.